This is a messenger RNA of Micropterus salmoides (largemouth bass), 860 nucleotides long. RefSeq names its product 23 kDa integral membrane protein-like. Lineage: Eukaryota; Metazoa; Chordata; Actinopteri; Centrarchiformes; Centrarchidae. Bases 17 to 841 code for a protein of 274 amino acids. The record is from RefSeq and is a predicted model, not a curated record. The transcript has 9 exons. Gene Ontology annotation, cellular component: membrane.
AACCAGCAGCAGCAACAUGCCUCUGGUAAACCCCUGGCUCAGGUGCCUCUUCAUCAGCUUCAACGUCUUCUUCGGGAUCUGUGGUGGACUCAUCAUCAUCGUCUCCUUGGCUCUGCUGUCUCCGUCGCUGGACGACUUGCAUGGAGGAGAAGACGUUGAAGUUCAGAGAACCAGUCGCUACACUACAGUUGUCCUCUACAUCGCUGGCUCUGUUAUCAUGGCGAUCGCCAUCUUGGGAGCCUAUGGAGCCUUUAAGAAGAACCGGGUAACUCUGACUGUGUUCCUGGUGUGUACGGUCAUUGGAAGUCUGCUGAUGCUCCAAGCUGGAGUCUCUGCUGCCAAAGCCCGACCCAAGUUGGCGAGUGUGAUGGAGGAAAGGUGGCGUUCGUUUCUUCCACUGGAUCAGGCUUCAGACGACAUCAAGAAUCAGGCUGAAGCUCUGCAGAAAUCACUGCACUGCUGUGGCCUGUUCAGUCAUGAGGACUGGAACGGGAACAUCCCCGGCUCCUGUCUGUGCAACCAGGAGGAGAAGGAGCUGCAGGGAAAGUGUCACUCCAUCAGAUACGGAAACUUUGUGUUCAACCUUUUCUGGGAGAAGAAGUCUGUCUUCAGACAGAACUGCUUCCCUCUCCUCCUGUCCUCUGUUACAAGAAGUGCUAACAUCAUACUGGGCGUCUUCUUCACUCUGUUCGCCCUGGCGCUGCUGGGCUCGGUGCUGUCUUCACUGAUGAUCUACCAGAUGUACAACACCUCCGACAGGCCGAACAUGCCGCUGUUUGUACCAGUGAUGUUCAUCGACCAGCCGCCUGCCUACCAGCAGCUGGACAACCUGGCAGAGUAGGCGGCUUCAGAACUUAAAC